AUGGCGCAACGUUCAAAUUGUUCCGGAUGUGACAUCGUCUCAGUCCAUUUCAUAUGGAGUGACGUGAAAGUGCCUUUCCUUCAAACUACAGACGGUAAUGGGAAAUCGGUCGUGUCACGUUACUUUUCGUCCCAACAAACUCCACAUAGUUCAUGGUAUAUGGAAUUGAUAGACGUGAGAGACAAAUUAGUCAUCACUGCCAAUCACAUUGAUUCUAAAACGGAAAAAGGUGUCGACCCAGAGUUUUUGAAAGUGUCAAUUAUAAAAGAAAACGGACAUCCAUUACGUCAUGACGACCGUACAUUACCAUUUCAUCCAGCCGGAUGUCAAAUCCCGAAAUCGCAAGUGUCUCUACGUCGGUCAAAUGGCACACUCACAUUUUACUGUACGAUUACCGCUCUUACUAAGACAAUAGUACCCGUUACACGUAAAUAUAAUAAUUACUGGACGAAUGUUGAUCUUCCUGUGCUGGAACAAAAGCCCGUUUCAUCAACAGAUUCGGCUGCUAUUGACUGCAGUGAUGGAUUAUCUAUUCAAUUCGAAAAAUUAUUCAAUGAAAUGAAAUUCAGCGACGUGAGAUUCAACAUUGAAGACCGUCAAUUCAACGCCCACAAAUCCAUUUUGGCUGCCAAAAGUGAAGUGUUUGCUGCCAUGUUUGAGCAUCCAACCAAAGACAAAUUGACCAAUCGGAUUACAAUUGAAGACAUUGAACCGGAUGUGUUCCAUGAACUGCUUCGCUUCAUCUACACGGGCCGAUUGAGUACAACAGCGAUGGAAUCGAUGGCCGUUGGCCUAUUGAUCGCUGCCGACAAAUAUUUUCUGGAAGAGUUGAAAGUGAAAUGUGAAAACUAUUUGGUUCGUGAAAUGUCGCCCGAUAAUUGUAUCGAACUUCUUUUACAUGAACAUCUGCCCGGCUCAUUCGUAUUGAAGAAACAAGCGAAUUAUUUGCUCAGUUUGAACGAAGGGAAAAUGCCUGAAGUGACCGACUAA
This is a messenger RNA of Daphnia pulicaria, 990 nucleotides long. RefSeq names its product TD and POZ domain-containing protein 1-like. The coding region runs from base 1 to 990 and encodes 329 amino acids. Gene Ontology annotation, molecular function: ubiquitin protein ligase binding. Gene Ontology annotation, cellular component: cytoplasm; nucleus. The record is from RefSeq and is a predicted model, not a curated record. The transcript has a single exon. Lineage: Eukaryota; Metazoa; Arthropoda; Branchiopoda; Diplostraca; Daphniidae. Gene Ontology annotation, biological process: regulation of proteolysis; proteasome-mediated ubiquitin-dependent protein catabolic process.